AAAUUCGUUUGGAUUAGUCGUCUUGUUGGAAUUUUGAUUAAGAAACAUUAUCAUGAUAGAACGGCAGAAAGUGCUGGUCAUGCUACCUUCGUACUACUCGGAGAGAAUAUCCGGCCUGCGAGAAAAUAGUAACGGAGGGCCCGAAAUGGAAACGAGAUAGUCUAGUUUGGUUUGCAUUUCUAUUUACGGCAUAGUUCGUUAACCCUAUGCAGCUGAAUAUGUGUCGCUCGCAUCACACAUGUGUAUACGGCGUGCAUAAUACGCACUGCGUUCGCGCGAUGAAUGACAAUUAAUUAUUUCCCCGAGAGAUAUUGAUUAAAACGUGCGGUUAAAAGAACGGAAUGAAAAUCCAAUUUCUAUUUUUGCGAAAUAAUUUCUAUGAAUUGCAAAUGCGUAAUUACUAAAUUGCGUUUCAUCUGAAACAGCACUGCCCUUUUACACCUCCUUGUACGUUGUACUUUUUUUUUAUUGCUUUAAAUUUCUACGAACGUCCACUAAAAGGAAAGUAUGCGUCUGUAUGUGUGCGAAUGGACUGGUAUGUUAAAGGUUUCACAGACAUGCUGACACAAAAACUAUAUAGAGCCGCAGAUAAAUCGGACAGUUCGCGCGCUACUUUUCAAUUGACUAAUAUUGAUUUGACGACAAGUGUAGCCAUAUGCAUUUUGCGACGAAGCAAUAGGUGGAUCUCGGAUUACACAGCCGCAGUCGCAAUUGCAUUAACGCCGUCCUCAAGCCGACUGCCACCGGCAGUCUGUGCGUCGCGCUCGCCGCAAAACAGUGCCGCCACAAAUCUCUCGCGAGCGCAAUUCAUCCUAAAUUUAAUUAACACGGAAAUUGAAAUUUCCACUCGCGUCGUGAAAUACGGGCGCGCGACUUACAUCGAGUGAUUUGUAAUAGUUUUGCGAAAUUGUGCCGUGCCGCAGCGGUGGUUUUACGAAAUUCGCGGUAAUGCGAGAGUGUCGGACGACUAGUGACUUUAAACGCGACUGAUUCGCGAGAGCUAUGGGAUUCAUUUGGCGAUUACAACCGCCGAGAGUUGUAUUGAUUUUUCGGCGCGGAAAAAAGUCAAUCGGUCAAAGGGUCCCCCCAGUAAUGAAAGGGAGUCGAUGCAAACCCGAUUAUCGCCAAUCAUAAAAUUACUGCAGGCUUCUCCCGCUGACAGGCAGAGUAAAUAGACCGGAAAUAGAUGUCUGAAGAGACGCGGCCUUUUGUGCGACAGAGAUAAGAAUUUAUCGACCAGAGAUGUAAACACGGGUUCUCUAUAUAACUUUACAACGCUUAUGUAACGCAACCUGUAAUUUUAUAACGUUACAUACGACACGCGAUGUAAUGAUGGGCUUGAUUGCAAAUGAGUGCGAUUUCUUAACACGGCCGAUUCGGAUACGCGCCAACGGUUUGAUUCCCGGAUGUGGUGCCGCGAAACUCUCGAAAGGAUUUGAGAAAGGAUAGAGCCUUGAAAGGGAUUGAGGCGAGGUUAAGCCCAUAAGAGGGCGAGGAAACAGGGAGGAGCACCGGCGCCGAAAAAUUUUGUGAUUGCCAGUGGAUUAAAUAAAUGUCAUAAUAUUCGAAUGCCCGGUUGUUCGAUCGACAGUUCUAGUUAUUACCCACUUUUGGUUAUCGAUUAAAAAAUGAGCCUGUAACACACGUGUUGUGCGGACUAAAUAGAAUAACGAGGACACGGCAGUUAUAUUUGGUGAAAACAAUGAAAAUUCGAUGAGUCCGAAUGCCAUUGUGAUUGGAAGGCGAGAGCAGAAAUAGCACGUUCGACUGCGAAUCGACUUGCGCGAUUACAACGAGCGCAACAGUCGGCGUUCGUUAUUAAUCGAAGUGGGACACGAUGCGAGUGGCACAUGAAACAAUUAGCAAUAAACAGCCAAUAACAAUUACAUUAAUAGCAAUUGAUUAGUUAGGCGAUGCAGUGACAUUAAAUAAUAAUGAAAAACGCCAUUUAUUGAAAACCGACGGUGUAACGCUGGCAGAUUCCGCUCGAGGCUCGCGUAUUAGCGUUCGUUCAAGAAGGAAGAUAAAAAGUAAAAUUUUCUUUAAGUUGUCUCUCGCAGUGCAGAAUUUUGAGUAAAAGCUCAUCAUGGAGGUCGAAGUUGUGCCCUUCGUCGAUAAUAACGCAGGCAGAAAGGAGACGCUGCCACGACGGGGUAGCAGGGUGCAAAUUAUUCAGAAAAAAGGAACGUCGCUCUUCAUCAUCAUGAGCUUCAUCUACUCGAAGCUCCUCGUAGUCGUGUGCAUCGCCUACGUGAUAAGCGAAGUGGUGACGCACAAACUGCCGCUGUACUAUUACGAGGGAUUCUUCACAUACCUUUACGGCAUGAGCAUCCUGUUCCUGUUGUACGUCUUCUGCUUCCUCCUCCAAGAGAGCGCUUGCUGUGCGAGGGGAAGCGAUACGCCGCCACCGCCGCCGAGACCGCCCAAAUCUGGUUGGAAGGAACCUAAGGAACCUAAGGACAAGAACAAGAAAAAGGAUAAGAAAGAGAAGGAACCGAAGAAGGAUACGAAGGCCAAAAAGGAAACUCAGGAUGCGACCGAUGUUGAAGCUGGUGUAGCUACGCGAGUUUUGCGGAAACGAAAGACUUCGCAAAAUGAUCACAGCCAUGGAAGUUUCUUCCUCAGAAUUGGUGCAAUAGCGUUUGGACUGGGUACUAUGGUGUACAACGGUUUGGAAUUCGGCGCGUUCUUCGAAGUGCCGCCCACAUCGCCCUGCUACCAGAUAUUACAAGGUGUCAAUCCGGUGCUGCAAAUGAUCUUCACUUUUAUGCAGAUGUACUUCAUUUUCAUGAACUCCCGAUUGAACAUCCAUCGCUUUAAAGUCAUCGCUCGCUUCGGUCUGAUGCACGUGGUAGCGACGAAUCUCUGCGUGUGGAUACGCACGCUGGUUCUGGAGAGUCUCAAGGAGAUCACUCAGUAUCACAAAAAACUAGGCCAGGUUCAGGCGGGGAUUCUCGAGAGCAUCAAGCAGCACUCGAUGCGAAACGCAGGGGCCAUAUUGGGUACCGAGCCGCGCGACAUGGCACAAUUGCGAGAGGCUCCUCUUACGGCCUCUUCGAGGUCGACGACCGCCGCGCCGACCGUCACCAGCACGAUGGUGACAGUUGGCACUGCUCUGGGUCGCGUCAUGACAACGACAGCCAGAUCGAUCGCAGACGCGUUCACCUCGCCGGCUACAACAUCCACCUCGACCACCUGGACAACCCCGUCGACGACGACGCCGUCAACCACCACGUUCGCGCUGCCUAAUUUGACGACCACCACAGCGACAACCCUGUCCACUCUCCUGACCACGUUCACACCAUCGACCACUAGCACCACCACCACUACCACCACCACCGAGAGGAUCACCACUAUCCCGACUACAACGAGCACCAGCACCACCACAACUAACACGCCGUCCACUACCACGUACUGGUCGCAGAUGAUGGAGCUGAUGAACGCGCCGCAGAGUGACUUGGAUAACCAGGUACCGCAGAUCUUCGAUGUGAGCAACUUGACAAAUAACAGCGAGUAUUGGAGCCCGAAUUUAGGCAUCUACGCGGAGGCCCUGACGGAGGACGGCACAGUGUCCAAUUCGUGCGGACGCGUCAAUAUCAUGGGAACCAUCGUCCAGGACGCGGCACCGUAUCUAUUUCCAUUCAUAAUCGAGUACAGUUUGAUCGGGGCAGCAGUGAUCUACAUCAUGUGGAAGCAUAUCGGCCGACAUCCGCGUUGGCCCCAUCUGGCAGAGGCUGAUCUUGAACGUCGUCUGGAGGCUAUGCUAUCUCGAAGAGCCGUCGCCCUUGCUCAUGCAGGUCACACCAGAGUCGAUUGCGUUGGAGCGAGCAAAGGCCUCUUCUUCGGUCUGCUUCUUCUGGUUGGUUCCCUGAUAUGCCUGAUACUGUUCUUCGUGCUGAUCCAUCACCCGGAGCUCGGAUUGCUUGCGAUUUAUCUCGCUGACGUGUCUCACUGCGUCUUAAUGGCGUUAUCCAUUGUCGCCAUAAUCAUCGGCUUCAUCCGCGUGCAGAGCCUCAAGUUCAAGGCAGAAGAGCAGAGCGAUCUGAACGACAUCCUGCUGCGCGUCUCCGCCUUCGGUCUCUUUAUCUAUGCCGUUUUCAGCGUGAUCGCCGGUUCCUUGGCAGCUUUUACGCACGAGCCGAAUCUGCUGGUGAUGGUGACGGGAUUGCUCUCGGUCGCCCAAGUGGUCCUUCAGAUGCUGUUCAUCGCUGAUGUAUCACGCAGGCGAGUUCACUUGCCGGAGCACGAUCGCAGCAAGCCCGGCAGACAGGUGGUCACUUUCCUGCUGAUCUGCAAUGUGACCAUGUGGGUGAUCUACACUUUCGAAACCCAGAAGGUUAUCGCCAAUCCGGUGCAGCUUGAUUUCUACGGAUUCCUCGCUUGGGCCAUUGUGCAGAGGGUCACUCUGCCGCUGUGCAUCUUCCACAGGUUCCACAGCGCCGUGACGCUGGCCGAGAUCUGGAAGACUAGCUACAAGGCGCGUCUGGAGUAGACGAGCGGGGAGUCUCGUCAUAGUCAAUCGUCCGGAAUGGUCGUCGGUUGGAACGAAAGAGCGAGCACAAGCAGGUCGGGAUGCUCGACGACCUCGAUCACGUACAUCGAUUUCGGGUCUCGGAAAAAGGGUGAAGAUUGAGGGGAAAGAGGCGAAAGGAGGAAAGAGUGGAAGAUCGAUUGGGAGGAUCGACGGACGGAAAAAUUGCAAAAAUGACGGAUCAGCCGGAAUACUCGAACAUAUACAGCGUGCCUGACACGCUCGUUGCACGAAGAAAUCUUCGGAUGAUAUUCAAGUCGUUGAUAAUUGUUGACAGUUCCAAGAAUUCAAGUUUGGAAGUUGAAGAUAUAUCUCGUUGAGAAGAAUAUCCCUUUAUCGACAUCUGAAGAUACACUUCAGUGAUACGAUCAAGGUCGAUCUGACAUCCUCGAAGAGAAGCUCUCGCGUUAAGUAGAGCCAGAUAUGAUCGUGCCGAGUCGCAGACUGUUUCUUUGUCUCCUGUUUUACAUACGUUGUAUUUCUUCCUUUCUCUUUUUUUUUCUCUUUACGUUCUUAGCAUUGGUCAGUAGAGACAACAGGGGGAAGGACGGAUCAACCUGGACAAAUCUUGCCAAUCGGACAACAGGCUCUCGCCGAUUUCGGCGUAAACGAAGCACGAAACAACAAAAGUGUUAGCGCAUACGCAUUUCCCUUCACCGCGUUUCUCACCUUACACGAUCUCUAUAUACUGCCACCAAAUUUUCUACUUUUAUAUGUAUAACGUUAUAUGUACCGUAUAUGUACCCUCGCCCCAUUGUGCAUUAUCAAGAGCAUUGUAGACAGUUCGGUUCACUCGUGGGGAUUUAAAUUGUUCGAUAUUUCCCGUUCGAUUUUGAUCAUUUCGUUCAUUACGGAUAUGUCGGACCGCUGUGAUAUAUUUUUGUGAAAAUUUCAGUCGGCGUUGGCGGCGAAUCUCCUUCUAUUCAUACGUUAACGUAUGUUUAACUAAAUACUUGAUAUUUUUAUAAAUCAUCGAUAUUUAGCGGACGAGAUUAGCCUCUAAGUUUAUCGCGUUUCGUUUACGCUCUCCGAUAUAUACGCAUAUCUUACGAGACGUUAAUUCAUUCGGUAGCAAAUAAUUAGCUGACUGUCGAGGUGAGCGGCUUCGUUUCCGCAUUUUAUCGAAAUAAUUGCACGAUCGUAAAAGAUAGCACAAACGGAGCUCUUAGAUUAUUUCGUCGACGCACACCACGGCGCGUGACCCAACCCUCACAAUUGAUACAAACGAAGUGAUUGUGGUUGUGCAUUCUCCGCGCGGUCGAAGUUUAAAUCUCAAGAGAGGCUCGACGAAGAACAGAAUAAUUUCGCGGCGUUGUUCGCUCAACGAAAGCAAACGGAGCGACGUUUCGGUCUCGCGAAGAUCCUCUCGUCCUCGAAACGCUUCACCCGAGACGCGAGUGCUUCCUCGCAUUCAAGAGCGCGCAAUUAACGAGAGAUCCAUCCCUUCAAAAGGGACACUUGCACCCGUGAGAUCUCGAUCGUUGUUUCUCGUUGCGUGCCGCAGAGUACAAAAUUGUUUUUGAAAUUUUUCGAAUCCCUUUAUCGACACUUUUUCAACAUUCGCGCACUUUCAAAGACAUCGCGUACCUCCGUCGUAUCUUCAUCGCGGACAGUUGGCACACACGGAGAGGCGCUCAUUUAAAAAGAACAACAAUGAAUGGCGAGUCAGUGAGGAAGGAGACCCGUGUUCGAAGCCAACACGAACGAUUGUGUACAGAGAGUAUUUUAUCUUCAGACUCGUCGAGCACUGAAUGACAUAUACUCGAAAAGUUUUCGCGAAUGUAAGCGGACGUUGCGCUCUAUGAUGCAGAUUGUGUGACUAAAACGUACGUAAAAGCAGCGCGAAAGGAAGUCAAUGAUGACUCGCGUCAAAAAGGCUUAUUUUCGGCGAAAAGCGAUUCGUACGUGUUUGUCCUCUCAACUAAAUAUUCUGGUAGACGGUACGAUGUUCGAACGUCAAAGAUUUCCAUUUCGAAUAGCUUAAUUCUUUGAGGGGCGACGGUGCAGCUUGUGUACUUCACGUGUAAGUCACAGUAUAAUGUAUUAGGUGCCACGACAUUUGUGCGUUUCUAUGUUGGUGCGAUGUGGUUUAAUUUGUGAACUACAGUGCCUAAGUUUCACUCUAGUACUGCUUCUCUUUCGGAGAUCCUGCACAAAGUACGCUGACUUUCUCGGCCCCUGAAAGAGUUAAGGGAGAGAAACUUCGGGGGGAGUAGAAAAGAAACGAAGAUUAAUAAUCGGUACACGCGAAUAGAGGAGCUCGCACACCACCCACGAAAUAUAAGAGGUAAUUAUUCUCAUCAUUAUUGAUUAGUGUUUAAGCCUAUCUCCAAGAGAUAUCGAUCUUUCACAUUUACUUCACUAUUGAUAUAUGUAGAUCGUUGAGAAAAGGUAACUUUCAUCGUAUAGAGGCGAUACUUUGUGAAUUCCUCCACAAUCCUUGUGAAAAUACUCCCUUCUCCUGAGAGUAAAGCACACAUAAAAUUUUACUUAAUAAAAUUUACAUUCAACGCGUAAGUUUUAUUAAGUAAACUUUCUCGCGCGAGAUGAGAAAACAAUAAUACACGAGACACACUCGACAUCCUGAUGGAAGUCACAUCAUAAACGUAAGACACCAGUCGACGUCUUUAGCUUUCGAGUCUAAAUAUUUUAAUUAUUAGAAAUAAUAUAAAUAAUAAGUAACGCGCACUCGCGUGCGCGAAAUAAUGUGGUGUGAACACAGUAACGCCCCGAGUAACCGUUAAGGAUCGAUUAAACAUAAUCAUAGGUGGAUCCGGGAGGCGCUCUUCAAGGGAGGGGGCGAACUGAGCAGAAUCGGCAUUGCUAUUUUCCAGGUUUGCUUAUUUUCCAAGCCUUCAACUUACGUUUUUUUAUAAUUAUCUAGAAAGUAAUAUGUAUAUACAACGUUCUAUCAUAUCGUUUGCGACUUCAUCAAAUUAUCAAGUUCAUUUCUAGCUGCAAAAUUCAUGCAAAUGUUCCUUUAUAUUAUCGUAUGCAUUUGCAAGAGAAAUAUGGAAUGACUGUUAAAAAAAAUUAAAUCAAAUUCAUUAGUGAUUUAAUCAUUAAAAGUACGAAUGCAAGGAAAAUAUAAAUACAAGGUACAAAAUAUUAUCCAGCAGUCUGUCGCUUAAGAACGUAUAGGCGCGCUUGGUUCACACAGUGAAGUGUCCCAACAAACUGCCAUGCGCUAAAAACAAGAAAUGUAACUUGGUAGAAACCCAACGACUACAAAUGAUAGCAAAUACAUCAAUACAUGAUAUUAACUAUUAAUGCUAAAUAUUUCGAAAAUUUUUUGGGCGCCUCUCCUGCGAGGGGGGGGGGGACACCGUGAUCGAGGCUUUGCCCCCCUUUGGAUCCGCUUAUGAACAUAUGAUGAUCCGAAAACGAUAUUAUUAAGAAACAAACACAAUAUAAAUAUAUAUAGAUAUAAAUAUGAGUGUAUAUAUAUGUAUGUAUAUAUAUGCAUAUACAUUUAUACAUACAUAUAUAUAUAUAAAAUGGAGACUUGUACUAAUUUUGAUGUACGCAACUGUAGUUGGAGUGUUGCGUGCGAAUGUAAAUAAUAAUCACUCUUCGUCAGCAAAUUAUUAUUUAGCAGAGUGUCUGUGAAACGAACGUCAUUGCCAAUAGAGUGAUUCAAAUUAGUGCUUGAACAAAUUUUUCGAGCUGUUGUUAUUAAUUUGUUACGCAGAAAAGUGUAUAAGCUGCUUAUCCUAGAAUUAUACGCGUGGCAAAAAGUCCACGAUAUGCGUUUUAAUUUAGAAAAAAAGCAUGUCAGUGAUAACCAAGAUUAUAACACGUACGAAUUUCUAUAAAUCAAAACAACACUUGUGCAUGUCCCAUACUUCCAUCGCUAUAGAUUUGAUUAGAAAAAGGUGUAGGUAAAUCAGUAUGCGCGAUCUGCAAUACUCAUUAAUAUUAAAUUGACAUGUCGUUUCAAAGUACUUGGUCGUUUGUGAAAAUAGGCUUUGCGAAAAUCGUACGUAUUACAAAUCUGUGAGAGGGCUAAGUUUUAGUUUUUCUCUCUUAUAAAUAUCUGUGAAUCUCGUCGUUUCGUCGACACUCUGCGCAAUCAACUCAUAAGCGCGACAAAAUCACAGCCACAGCAUAGCGAGAGAUCUCAUUACGAGAAUUAAAUUAAUUACCAAGGCACUGCCACACCGGACCAACAAAGUCGAAACGAAUGACAGAAAGGAUUCUGAAAGGGAAAGAGGGAAGACACGCAAAUGCAGAAAGAGAACCAAUAAUCCUUUAUCGAUUUCCCGCAAAGAAAAAAGCUAUAAAGAAGAUAUAUAUGAAACCGAGACCCUUCCACGUUUAACGAAUGUGAACGAGUGCGUAGUUCCAAUAUACGUAUGCGUGAUUGUGGAGUGAGAGAAAGAGAGCGAGAGAGAGCGAAAGAAAGAGAGAGAGAGAGAGAGAGGGAGAGAAAGAUAGGCAGAAGGAAGAAGAACGGAAGAAUACGUGAAACGUUUUUCUUCGGCAAACAACGUCUUUGUAUACUCUACCCAUGUUGUAAGGAGAAAGAAACCCACGAUUCUCUUGUAUAUGUACAUCAAUAUCUCGAUAGUAGCAGUAAGCCUAAUUAGUGAGUCGCGGAUUUGUGAUACGGCCAACGAGACGAAUGCGACUGAGAUUCGCCCGAUUUAAGUACAAAUUGUGCGAUUAUAUUAAUUUGCUUCUUGUUCACACGGGAUUCGCAUUGCAGAUUCGUUACAAAUUUGCGUCAUUUUAUUUGUUACGUAAAUUCUCAUUUUUCAUAUAAAUCGCGUAUUCAUCGCAUAUAACUGACAACGUUAUAAAUCUGUUCAAAUACCUCGCACGUAUGGUAACCAACCCAUUGUGCGAGCAAUCGGAUUUUCUUUCACGGCAGUGUAUUCCAAUUACGUUCCAUAUUCAUCGAGACGAUAGCAUUUUCGCAACAACUUCGUAUGUACUUCUGUAGGUUUACCAAGUCGCGAAUCCGCGAGAAACAGAUGAGGAGAGGACAGGAGGAAUUUGCAUAUGCAUACGUGCCGGAAGCAAAUCCGCGACGCAUUAUUAUUUAACAUAAUGUAGUGAGUUUUCGAUGUCUUCGAGUAUAAUUACAGUUUGUACACGUAUACACGCAGUUUUAAGCAACAGGACAUUACACACAAAAAACACACACACACAGAUACAUGACACACACGCGCGCACAAGUGACAUCACUCGUGGAUUUACCAGAGACACAUCAAGGAGGAAGCGAGGACAAUGGAAGGCACAGAACGGAAGGAGUUAACGUUUCGUCAGGAGCAGGCGAUAAUGACAGACGGAACACAAAGAAAUAGAAUAAAAUAAAAUAAAAUACAGUAAAAAUAUAAAUUACAUGUUGUGAUGUAAGCAGUUCUUCGAAUGUCGAGUAGCGACGAAUACGUCUGUAAAUUCAUAAAUUCGCUCAUUCAUCGAUUCCUAUUUUCAUUGUAUACCGUUAAAACCAGUUUCAUUGUGUCCCGAGUUACAUCGGUACGUCGUUGCCACAUCAUUUGUAACGAUACACGAUUAUAUUGGUUAAUAAAAGUUAUCUAGACGUAA
Messenger RNA from Vollenhovia emeryi, 10084 nucleotides. RefSeq lists its product as uncharacterized. The transcript is spliced from 9 exons. Gene Ontology annotation, molecular function: proton channel activity. Gene Ontology annotation, cellular component: membrane. Lineage: Eukaryota; Metazoa; Arthropoda; Insecta; Hymenoptera; Formicidae. The coding region runs from base 2087 to 4492 and encodes 801 amino acids. The record is from RefSeq and is a predicted model, not a curated record. Gene Ontology annotation, biological process: proton transmembrane transport.